This is a messenger RNA of Hevea brasiliensis (rubber tree), 1929 nucleotides long. Its product is annotated as abscisate beta-glucosyltransferase. The transcript has a single exon. The coding region runs from base 280 to 1707 and encodes 475 amino acids. The record is from RefSeq and is a predicted model, not a curated record. Lineage: Eukaryota; Viridiplantae; Streptophyta; Magnoliopsida; Malpighiales; Euphorbiaceae. Gene Ontology annotation, molecular function: UDP-glycosyltransferase activity.
ACAACUAUUAACUCUUGAUCAAUAUUUUUCUUUAGCAAUAAUAAUAGAAAGCUUAUGUCACACGUGCCACCGACCUUGCCAAAGUGUGAGUUCUGCAGUUCCUUUCGAGAUGACACCCCUGCUUACGUCUCUGCUAUUUGAAUUUUGCAUCAUAAAGAAAUUGAAGGUUCUCCGUUGAAUUUGGAUCAAUGACCACCAUCUAGCUUAAGCUCCUCGUUCUCUCUUCAGCCUUCACCAUAUCACCUCUUGAUCGAUCUUACUCUUUUACUGCAUCCAUCCAUGGACUCAAACUCUCCUCCAGUUGAAAUCUUCUUCUUCCCAUUUGUAGGCGGAGGCCACCAGAUCCCCAUGAUAGACAUGGCUAGAAUCUUUGCCUCCCAUGGUGUCAGAGCAACCAUCAUAGCCACCCCAAAGCAUGCUCUUUCCUUCCAAAAAUCUAUUGUCCGUGACCAGAACUCCAGUCUUCCAAUCUCUAUUCACAUCCUCAAGUUACCAGAUGGUGUUGAUAUAGCUGACACAGACAUGUCUGCAGCUCCCUUCACUGACACUUCUAUACUCCAAGAACCUCUCCUGAAUCUUUUGCUUGAACGCAAACCAGACUGUAUUAUUCAUGAUGUGUUUCACCGGUGGUCCGCUGAAGCCAUUGAUAGAAUUGGUAUUCUAAGAAUUACUUUCAGUGGAAAUGGAUGCUUCCCUCGCUGUGUCCAAGAAAAUAUGGCACGUUAUAAGCCCCAUGAGAAGGUAGGUUCUGAUCUGGAGCCUUUUGUUGUCCCAGGUCUUCCUGAUAGGAUUGAAUUGACUAGAUCUCAACUACCAUUCUUUGCCAGACAGGGUGGGCUUCCCAGAAGGAUGACAAAACCUGAUGAGAACAGCUUUGGAGUUGCAGUUAAUAGUUUCUAUGAAUUGGAGCCAGCUUAUGUGGAAUACUUCCAAAAGGAAUUGGGGAACAAGGCAUGGCUAGUAGGACCAGUAUCAUUGUGUAACAGAAACGUGGAAGAUAAAGCUGAAAGAGGGCAAAAGACCGCUAUUGAUGAGCAAAGCAUACUGAAUUGGCUUAACAGUAAAGAACCCAAUUCGGUUCUUUACAUUAGUUUUGGGAGCUUAGCUCGUUUAGCUCCUGAACAACUCCUUGAGAUUGCCCAUGGUCUUGAAGCUUCCAAUCACCCAUUCAUUUGGGUGAUAGGAAAAAUCUUCCAAUCCACUGAGAAAGAACAAGGAAGCCAAAAAAAUUGGCUUCCCAAUGGAUUUGAAGAUAGAAUUAAAGAAUCCCAGAAGGGAUUGAUCAUAAAAGGUUGGGCACCGCAGUUGUUAAUAUUAGAGCACAUCGCUGUAGGAGGAUUUAUGACUCAUUGUGGAUGGAACUCGACUUUGGAAGGUGUGAGUGCUGGGGUACCAAUGAUAACAUGGCCAAUUACAGCAGAGCAAUUUACCAAUGAGAAGUUGAUCACGGAUGUGUUGAAGAUUGGAGUGAAGGUGGGGAGCAUGGAGUGGUUGUCAUGGAGCAGUGAGCCAUCGGCAGCGGUGAAGAGAGACAACGUGGAGACAGCAGUGAAAAGGCUAAUGGGUGGUGAUGAAGAGGCAGCAGAGAUGAGAAGCAGAGCUAAAGAUCUCGGAGAGAAAGCCAAGAGAGUUGUUGAAGAAGGAGGAUCAUCUUAUAAUGAUGCAAAUGCUUUGAUUCAGGAACUUCAAUCUCGCCGGGGAAAUUGAAACCUUCGCCGGAUAUGGCUGAGAUGGAGCAUAGUUUAAUAGGCUACUGUGAUUUUUCCCCCCAGUGUCUUGUACCACUUGUUAAGUUACGAACAAGAAUCAUAGUAAAUUUACACUUCAGCCCUUAGUGGGAUAGUGAAUUAGCGUGUAUGAUCUUUCUUGUAAGCGAUCUUGACACAUGAACCAAGUUCACUAUGGGAAUAUAGACUAAUAAUUUACAUA